AUGUGCUCCACUGCAGUCAGACAAAACGCCCUUUUUGAAAAGAAAUCGAAAAGCGGAUCAACUUCAUUAUUGUUUGUAGCCGAUUAUAAUAUUAUCUCUUAUCGUUAUUUCAAUAGAGCGAGAUCUAAUAUAUUAGCACAACAAGAUGGGAAUAUUUUAUGGCAUUGUUUCCAUUCAGCUGAAAUUGCAGAUAAAUUUCAAAGUUGUUGGUAA
Messenger RNA from Schistosoma turkestanicum, 213 nucleotides. The record is from the annotation of a GenBank genome assembly. Lineage: Eukaryota; Metazoa; Platyhelminthes; Trematoda; Strigeidida; Schistosomatidae.